This is a messenger RNA of Syngnathus typhle (broad-nosed pipefish), 611 nucleotides long. RefSeq names its product guanine nucleotide-binding protein G(I)/G(S)/G(O) subunit gamma-5-like. NCBI's taxonomy places the organism in Eukaryota, Metazoa, Chordata, Actinopteri, Syngnathiformes, Syngnathidae. Gene Ontology annotation, biological process: G protein-coupled receptor signaling pathway. Bases 83 to 289 code for a protein of 68 amino acids. Gene Ontology annotation, cellular component: heterotrimeric G-protein complex. The transcript has 3 exons. Gene Ontology annotation, molecular function: G-protein beta-subunit binding. The record is from RefSeq and is a predicted model, not a curated record.
GCAUCGUUCCGUUGGUCUCUUCCAUCCGAACAGAAGCGGAACCUCGCAGACCCUUUCCAACCAGCCGAAAAGCAUAGCGACAAUGUCGAGUUCUAACAACAUCGUAGCCAUGAAAAAGGUCGUACAACAGCUGCGCUUCGAAGCGAGCAUACCCAGAGUGAAGGUGUCCCAAGCAGCCGCAGACCUCCAGCAGUUCUGCAUGCAGAAUGCCUUGCAAGACCCCUUGCUUACUGGAGUGUCGUCCAGCACCAACCCGUUCAGGCCGCAGAAGGUCUGCUCUUUCUUGUGAACCUGCCGUGCUCAUUUGGCCUUCAUUUUGAUGCUACAGGGAAAUGUCGACCUCAACACUGCUCCUCAUGCCAAGCCAUUAAAACUGCCAUGGGGAAGGGAGGGGACAAGGAUUGAGGAUCUCUUGAGUGUAUUAUACAUCAGAACCAUGUCAGAGAAGACAACCAUCUAUUUUCAGCCUCAGUAGAAGAUGAAGAAAGAAAGCAGUUUUAUUUUUCAUGGCACAGUUGAUUUUUAAUCGUGCCUUUUCUAUUCUAUUUUAGUCUUCACUCCAAUGGACUUUUUUGUAUUUAAUGAAUAAAACCAUUCUUUGUUACUCCAAA